Molecule: messenger RNA, 1263 nt
Organism: Spinacia oleracea (spinach)
Lineage: Eukaryota; Viridiplantae; Streptophyta; Magnoliopsida; Caryophyllales; Amaranthaceae
Product: cytosolic sulfotransferase 15-like
Exons: 1
Coding region: 63-1067 (334 amino acids)
Molecular function (GO): sulfotransferase activity
Source: RefSeq, a predicted model, not a curated record
CAAUAUUUUUGUAAAAUCUAUAUAUAUGGACAUGAAAAAUCUCCAAACUAACAACCAAAAAAAUGGGUACAACCAAAGAAGAAGAAGAAGAAGAUGAGUUAUAUGGUACAACCAAAGAAUUCAAGCAACUAAUUUUAUCCCUUCCUAAAGUUAUAGGAUGGAGAACUCCAAAUCUCUACCUUUUUCAACGUUUUUGGUGUCAACCCAAAGAGAUUCAAGCCAUAAUCUCUGCCCAAACUCACUUUCAAGCUCAAGAUAGUGAUGUCAUUAUCGCCACCAUCCCCAAAUCCGGCACUACUUGGCUAAAAGCCCUCGUUUUUGCUAUUGUGAACCGACGUGGGUUUCGUGUUGACUCCUUAGAGCACCCUUUGUUAAGAGCUAACCCUCAUGAUCUUGUACCAUUCUUAGAAUACAAGGUUUAUGCAAAUGAUGAAAACCCAAACUUGUCCAAUAUUGCUUCUCCUAGGUGUUUUGCUUCUCAUGUGCCUUAUAAUUCCUUGCCUAAAACCAUGAUUAGAGAUAACUCUAAUUGCAAGAUUGUUUACAUUUGUAGGAACCCUUUUGAUACUUUUGUGUCAAUUUGGCAUUUUAUGAAGAAAAUUAGGCCCACUUAUCUUGGGCCUUUCUCAUUGGAAGAAGCCUUUGAUAUGUAUUGUAUGGGCCAAGUUGGGUAUGGCCCAUAUUGGGAUCAUAUGUUAGAAUAUUGGGAAGAAAGCUUGAAGUCACCCCAAAAGGUUAUGUUUUUCAAGUAUGAAGAUUUGAAAGGGGAUGUUCAUCUUCAAGUGAGGAGAUUAGCUGAGUUUUUAGGGUACCCGUUUUCGCCUCAAGAGGAGAAAGAGUGUGUUGUUGAGGAAAUUACAAAACUAUGUAGCUUUCAAAAUAUGAAGAGUUUGGAAGUUAACAAAAGUGGGAAAUCCAUACUAAACUUUGAUAAUAAGGGAUUGUUUAGGAAAGGUGAGGUUGGGGAUUGGGUCAACCUUCUAAGUAAACAAAUGGUGAAAAGGUUGAGCCAAAUCAUGCAAGAAAAGUUAGAUGGUUCCGGCUUGGAGUUUCCAAACGUUCCAUGAAAUUUUUUAUAUGCACCCGAGUUAAGUUUACAAUAGAUUAUCAACGUUUUAAUUUUUAAUUUUUAAGUGAUAAUUAUAGAAGUUAGUACCGACUUAAGGCAAUGUAGUAGGUGAUUGGAUAUAUUAUCUCCCCCUCCCUCGAAAUGUACUUCAUUUUCUUUUUUAUGUUUUUUUUAGUACACGUUUCUUCUUUUAA